Messenger RNA from Cyprinodon tularosa, 2903 nucleotides. It is a transcript of the gene fdxr, whose product is annotated as ferredoxin reductase. The coding region runs from base 333 to 1826 and encodes 497 amino acids. The record is from RefSeq and is a predicted model, not a curated record. Gene Ontology annotation, biological process: ubiquinone biosynthetic process. The transcript is spliced from 12 exons. Lineage: Eukaryota; Metazoa; Chordata; Actinopteri; Cyprinodontiformes; Cyprinodontidae. Gene Ontology annotation, cellular component: mitochondrion.
UUAUUGCUGUAACACAAAGUGCAUCCUCAUAAACAAAAUAUAUCCAUAACUUAGCUUUUAAGUAAAAAAAAAUAGCUAUUUAGAUGACAGAUGACUUUGAAGGUGAACUUAGUGGGUUAGCUGAGAGCUUUAGCUAAACCAAUGAAGGACAGGCAGCCAGUGACAGUGAGGAUAAACGGUCCCCACCUUGGCUUUUGAUCCUCUGUCCUCCUGAGCAAAGCUCAGAAACAAACAGGCAGACCGAGCAAUGAGAAGCUGGUCAGCGGAAAGCAGUACAAACACCCAGCUGUUAGGUUGAUGUGUGGAAGCUCGUCUGUACAAAGGGAGGAAACAUGAGCAGCUGCAGACUGCUGCUGUCUCAGCUAAAGCUAUGGACUUCAGGAGGAAACAAAUGGAAACGGGGACUUAAUAAAGGCACUGGUUGGAGCGGGAAGGCAUUUUUGUCUACUUCCAGUUGCCCGAAGGUGUGUAUCGUUGGAAGCGGUCCAGCAGGUUUCUACACGGCACAGCAUCUAAUCAAGGCUCGUCAGGAUGUUGAGGUGGACAUUUACGAGCGACUGCCCGUCCCCUUCGGCCUUGUCAGGUUCGGAGUGGCCCCUGAUCACCCUGAAGUCAAGAAUGUCAUCAACACUUUUACCCAAACAGCCAAACAUCCUCGCUGUAGCUUCUAUGGCAACAUAAAUGUUGGGAAGGAUGUGACGAUCAGCGAACUGCAGCAGGCGUACCAUGCCGUCGUACUGAGUUAUGGAGCAGAGGGAAACAGGAGGAUGGGGAUCCCAGGUGAAGAUCUGCCUGGUGUUUACUCAGCCAAAGACUUUGUUGGCUGGUAUAACGGCUUACCCAGCUGUCGGGAGCUCAAUCCAGACCUGAGCUGCGAAACAGCCGUCAUUCUGGGACAAGGCAACGUGGCCUUGGAUGUAGCCCGAAUACUCCUCUCUCCUUUAGAUAUUUUAAAGAAAACUGACAUUACCCAGCCGGCGCUGGAAGCUCUUGCAGAGAGUCGGGUUCAGAAGGUGCUGAUAGUUGGAAGGAGGGGACCCAUGCAGGUCGCUUGCACAAUUAAGGAGCUCAGAGAAAUGGUGAACCUGCCAGGAACCAGGCCUGAGAUGCUGGCAGCUGAUUUUGAAGGCAUCCCUGAAGCCCUUAAAGAUGUAGCGAGGCCCAGAAAGCGUCUCACCGAGCUGCUGCUGAAGACAGCUCUAGAGGCACCGGGAGAUAAGGAGCUGGAGAGGCGCAAAAACGCCACCAAGGUGUGGGGUUUCCGAUUCUACCGGAGCCCCACAGAAAUCCUGUCUGAGCCGAACCUCAACAGAACAUCAGGUAUUCGACUUGCAGUCAACAGGCUUGAGGGUUCUGGAGAUGGAGCUCAGGCUGUUCUUACAGGAGAGGUGGAAGAUGUCUCCUGUGGUUUGGUCAUCAGCAGCAUCGGCUACAGGAGCCUCCCCAUCGAUUCCACGGUGCCCUUUGACCCCCAUAGAGCCAUCGUGCCAAACUCACUAGGCCGGGUUCCCCAGGCUGCAGGUUUAUAUUGCAGCGGCUGGCUGAAAACAGGCCCCACCGGUGUGAUAGCCACCACUAUGAACAACAGCUUUGACACGGCUCGAUCCCUGCUGGAGGACAUGGAGUCUGGAACAUUGGACGUGUCUCCUGCCAGAACCGGAUCGCAGGUCGUCAGCCGUCUGCUGGAGGAGAGAGGAGUGAAACCAGUGACUUUCUCUGACUGGGAGAAGAUCGACAGCUUGGAGACGAAGAGGGGCGACGCUUGUGGAAAACCGAGAGAGAAACUACUGACGGUGGAGGAAAUGCUGACAGCGGCCCGGACGUGACCAGAACCAGCAGGGGGGGGGUCCGGGAGGAUGGAGAGGCUGCACAGGUUCCAGGAUCAGCGGGGACCAUUUUCAUACGAUACAAGAAGGACUUUGGAAGCAGGCUGAAUUUAAAGCGUCAUCAAUUAAACUGUUUCAUACUUUAGAAUAUUUGCAGGAGGUGUAGAAACGUAAAAAAACACAGUAAGCAGCUCAGCAUCUGUUUUUACCACAAAUAUUCACUGUUUGAGAUAGAUAUGUUUAUAACUGACUGGAUUAUAUUUAAGAGCAAAGAGUCCCACCAUGAGGAACCCCUAAAGAAGGGAACCUCCAAACUAGCAUUAUUAAAACCUCAGGUUUUAAUAAAACUAAAUCGUUGUUGUUCUGAUGGUACCUUUGAAGGUUUAUGUUGUUAAAACUGCAGUGCUUUGCAAAAGUAUUCCAACCCCUUCAGUGUGUUUGUGAUAAAGUGACUUCUAAUGAGAAGUUGGCUGCACUGGUUUUAUGACACUUUAGAUUUUUAUUAGUUGGAAAGUUUUGCAUUAGUUCCUUCCUGCAUGUGUUUGUCCAUCGGAUGAGAGGAGAACCUUUGGGUUAUGGAUGGAGUUUAAACCCGCUGUGGGCCAUGGAGGUUCCUCAGAGGGAGCUGUGGACAGGAAAGUUGGUCCCUGUGACUCUGAAACUCUGCAUGUUUCCCUUUGCUGAUUCUAACCUGCAAGCAAAUGAUUUUCCUUCCGCUUUGAAAUUCAACUCAUUUGUUUUUCUAUCAUAUUAAAUCCCAGCACAGAUUAAGGUUUGUGAUACUGAUGCGGUAAAAUGUAAAAAAAAAAAAAAUCUGAAAGGGUUUGACUAUACAUUUGCAAGGCUCUGCGUGUUUCUGAGAAGUUUGAUGUUUGUGUCGGUUGUAACCUGAGUUUGGACCCAAUCAGGAAAUACAAUCUAGAACUGAACCUCUAUUUUUUUUUCUUUAGUAAUUUGAUUCUGGUUUUCUUCCUGUUUAAUCUCUGAUUUCAUCGUUUGUGAAAACUAAUAAUGUGCUUUUGUUCUAUCUGGAUUUUUUUACAUUUUGCAAUUAAAGGACUCAAAUGAAAUGAUAAA